AGACGCUCGAGCGCAAGCGACGCAGCAACGGGAACAAACAGCAGUUUGUCAGUUAAACUUCCAAAUUUCUUAAGGGCUUUUAAAUGGAGCGCGGAGAGAGUCCUUCUCCUCUGAAGACACGGAGAAAACGCUGCCUUAUUUUAGGUGUCGUUGCUGUCCUGAUUGUCAUUAUUAUUAUUGCUGUUAUUGUGGGACUGGCACUGCGUCGGGAAACAGACCAGUUUAAAGCAACAUUUAUUGCUCGGUGUGAGAAGUUCAAAGAGUAUGACUGUCAAAACGUAUGGGAUGCUUUCCAACAAGCCUAUGUUGGACGGGAUCCUUGUAAAGUUCCCGUGGAAGCCUAUGACCCUUUUAUUGCUGCAACCCCCUUCAAACCUCCAUGCAACAGAAUGAUGUUCUGGAGCAAAACCAAGGAUGUGGUCCAAGAUUUCGCAGAGAAGAAAGAUUGUUUUGUCACCCUGGAGGAAACCGUGUUGGGAUCUGUGGUGGAUGGCCUGACCUGGUGUGGAAAAGAGGGGAGCAGUGAAACGUUCACCACUGACUGCCCAGGAUGGUCAGACUGUGACAACAACACUGUUAGGUCAUUUUGGAACAGAGUCUCAGCUACUUUUGCAGAGGCUGCCUGUGGUGACGUCUCAGCAAUGCUGAAUGGAUCCAUCGCCACACCAUUCAGUCCUCUAAGUGUUUUUGGGAGCGUCGAGGUGAAGAGGUUCAACUCAACCAGAAUGAGAAGCUUGUCUGUUGUUCUGGUCACACCGGAGAACCCUGUCUCACACUGUACAGAUGCAUCUUUAAAGGAUUUGCAAAAAGAGCUGGAUGAAGGAAUUAAAUAUAACUGCACAGAAGUGACUUUAGCUCAGAUCCAGGAGUGCAUCUCCAAUUCAGAGAAACCCUGUGGACCCUGUUGGUGAAGACAUUUGAACAAAACUAUUUGUCUAGUUUGUUUAAUUAAUAAAAUAAUUUCACCUUUC
Molecule: messenger RNA, 971 nt
Organism: Scatophagus argus
Lineage: Eukaryota; Metazoa; Chordata; Actinopteri; Scatophagidae
Product: ADP-ribosyl cyclase/cyclic ADP-ribose hydrolase 1-like
Exons: 8
Coding region: 84-911 (275 amino acids)
Biological process (GO): positive regulation of B cell proliferation
Cellular component (GO): plasma membrane
Molecular function (GO): NAD+ nucleosidase activity; phosphorus-oxygen lyase activity
Source: RefSeq, a predicted model, not a curated record